Molecule: messenger RNA, 1991 nt
Organism: Trifolium pratense (red clover)
Lineage: Eukaryota; Viridiplantae; Streptophyta; Magnoliopsida; Fabales; Fabaceae
Product: metal tolerance protein 2
Exons: 12
Coding region: 200-1687 (495 amino acids)
Biological process (GO): monoatomic cation transport; transmembrane transport
Cellular component (GO): membrane
Molecular function (GO): monoatomic cation transmembrane transporter activity
Source: RefSeq, a predicted model, not a curated record
AAACUCUUCUUUAUUUAUUCUGCAAAGGCGUGACACAUGUCGUGCUCCACACACCAUUGCCUUUCCACUAACAUGGAGAACACAGAGCUCAGGUAGUAGCAACCAAUCGAAUCUGAUACGAUACGAUUCAGCGUAGUUUUUAUCAGAAAACAGAAUCAAAAAUCAACAAAUCCUAGAUAACAACUCGAAGAACACAACAAUGGGAUUUAGAUUCAACAAUCUGAAUCCCAUUUACAGAACAUGCAUUUCACGACUUUCCUCUUCAAAAUUCCUCCCUCCGCCAACGGAACCACUGAAAUUCCAUCAAUCAGAGAAUCCCUUCAUUUCCCCCCAAAAUCCAGCUUUCAAAAUCCCUAGAAGAUGGCAUUUUGGUCAUUCUCAUGAUCAUGAUCACCAAACCUCUAAACAUCUCAACGAAGGAGAGAACAUUUUCCGUCUUGGUCUCGCCGCCGAUAUUGCUUUAGCCACCGGAAAAGCAUUUACCGGUUAUGUGACUGGAAGUACCGCAAUUAUUGCCGAUGCUGCUCAUUCGAUAUCCGAUGUGGUUCUCAGUGGCAUUGCUUUGGUGUCUUUUAAACUUGCUAAGGCUCCAAGAGAUAAAGAACACCCAUAUGGACAUGGUAAAUUUGAGACUCUAGGAGCUCUUGGAAUCUCCUGUAUGCUUUUGGCCACUGGGGGUGGUAUUGCAUGGCAUGCUGUGGAUCUUUUAACGGGAUUGCUCUCAGCUGGCCCUGAAAUGGUUACCCAAGCAAUGGCACAUGAGCAUGUACAUAGCCACGAACAUGGUGGACAUCACCAUGGAAUUGACAUGGAACAUCCUAUACUUGCCUUGAAUAUGACUAUUGUGUCAAUAGGUGUUAAAGAAGGGCUUUAUUGGAUAACAAAACAAGCUGGUGAAAGGCAAGGCAGUGGGUUGAUGAAAGCAAAUGCAUGGCAUCAUCGUGCAGAUGCAAUUUCAUCAGUAGUUGCUCUCAUCGGAGUUGGUGGCUCUAUUCUUGGAGUGAAGUUUUUAGAUCCCCUUGCUGGACUCCUUGUCUCGGUCAUGAUUUUAAAAGCUGGAGCUGAAUCUGGUUACCAAAGUAUCUUGGAGCUGGUGGAUGCUGCAAUCCCGGCACAACAUUUGGAUCCUAUUAAACAAACAAUAUUGCAAGUUGAUGGUGUCAAGGGAUGCCACCGUUUAAGAGGAAGGAGAGCUGGUUCAUAUCUGUAUCUCGAUGUAAAUAUCGAGGUUGAUCCCUUUUCCAGUGUUAGUUCUGCACAUGACAUUGGUGAAAAUGUCCGUCGGCAAAUUCACAAGUCCCACCCUACUGUGACUGAAAUGUUUAUACACAUAGAUCCUGCUAUGUCACACGCAUCCCCCAGCACAACAGAUGAGCAAGAUAGUUGGAGCGGAGACAUGGACCAGGACAGUAUUGCUCCUGCUGGAGAUAAUAAUAUUGAAGGAAUAGUUUCUGAUAUCAUCUCCGCUAACUUUCCGCAGAUGUCAGUUGAGCGCAUAACACGCCACAUGUUUCAAAGCAAGAUUGUUCUUCAAAUUGAAGUUUCCAUGCUUCCUGAUAUCCCAAUUCGACAUGCAAUGGAAAUGGCAGAGAAAGCUGAAAGAGAGAUUUUGAAGGAAGCAUCAAAUAUACUUCAUGUUGGCAUCCAGCUACGUUUGGGGCGACCAUUUCCACAUACCAGCCAUUGAUUAGAAACCAUCCAACAUGUUGGAAAGCAUAUAUUCUUUCAGCUCUUUACAUACUUAAAUAUGGUUGAAGUUAAGUUGAUUAAUUUUGCAAUAUAGCGUUCAAGAGUUCAACAGAGGCGAUAGGUUCAGGAGACUUGUUAAAAGCUUGACAUAAUUUAGCUGCGCCCAUUGGACGUGUUUUGUUAGUAUGCUACUUAUGACAACCACUUACGUUAGCAGACAGUAGAAAACACAGCUUAAUUCCCUUGGAACUCUGAAAUUACUGAAUAUAGUUAAACAAUGAAGGUGUUGGAAUUGAUCCUUA